Protopterus annectens (West African lungfish) is the source of this 3767-nucleotide messenger RNA. It is a transcript of the gene SF1, whose product is annotated as splicing factor 1. Gene Ontology annotation, cellular component: nucleus. The record is from RefSeq and is a predicted model, not a curated record. Gene Ontology annotation, biological process: regulation of mRNA splicing, via spliceosome. The transcript is spliced from 13 exons. The coding region runs from base 452 to 2455 and encodes 667 amino acids. Gene Ontology annotation, molecular function: zinc ion binding; mRNA binding. NCBI's taxonomy places the organism in Eukaryota, Metazoa, Chordata, Ceratodontiformes, Protopteridae.
GAAGAUGCUAUACCAGGUUUUCUAUUUAAAUCUGGAAAGAAGCACUUGAUUUACAAUCCAUCUUGCAUUUUUUUUCAGCAACCAAAGAAAUGCAAUCAGUGGCCAAGCAGCAGUAAUUAAAGGGACUAGUAGACCUUUUUUUCUGCCGCGCCCCUUUUACCAUCUACUUCCUGGUAGAUGGGUUUUGUAGUUUCUACGUUUUGCAUGCUGCUGGUCCUCGGCAUUAGAGUGUUUGGACAGUAAUCGGAAGCGAAGGCGACUGUGUGAUAAAAAUUAAAAUAACUUGCUACUUAUUUGGAGGCAUAGCUUGAAAUUGCGUGAAUCUUGGAUACGUUACACGUCUCGCAGACUAUCAAAAAUGUUGUAAUUUAUUGUUAUUUUGAGCUAGAGAAAAGCCGGUUUGUGUAAAUUUGGAGCCUUUGAACCGGUUGCCUGGAUUGCCUCGUGUACGAUGUGGGCGCAAGAAGCUCAAAAAUACCGAGAAUCACCCAGCCGUUCCGCAAAAUUUGGUAAGUAUGAUUACAGUUUUGGAAACGAUCGGGGUGAUUCCGGUAUGAGAGAUUACGAUUUGAUGGGACAGUCUUCGCAUUUGAGAACAGGAAAUUACAGCAGCCAUGACAGACGUGAUAUGGACAGUUCUGACUCCAAGUCAUAUAUGCACAUGUCAGAUUUUGGUCAGAAGAAACGGAAAAGAAGUCGCUGGAGUAGUGAGUCUGUUGAACAGAAGACUGUUAUCCCAGGAAUGCCUACAGUUAUUCCUUCAGGACUAUCACGGGAACAGGAGAGAGCAUAUAUAGUGCAACUGCAGAUAGAAGACCUGACUCGUAAGCUGCGCACAGGAGACCUUGGCAUCCCCCCUAACCCUGAGGACAGGUCUCCCUCUCCUGAACCUAUCUACAAUAGUGAAGGGAAACGAUUGAACACACGUGAAUUCAGAACGAGGAAGAAACUGGAAGAAGAAAGGCAUAGCCUAAUAACAGAGAUGAUUAGCCUUAACCCAGAUUUCAAACCUCCAGCCGAUUACAAACCGCCAGCAACUCGAGUGAAUGACAAGGUAAUGAUUCCCCAGGAUGAAUAUCCAGAAAUAAACUUUGUUGGACUCCUUAUUGGACCAAGAGGAAAUACGUUAAAGAAUAUUGAGAAGGAAUGUAAUGCUAAGAUCAUGAUUAGAGGUAAAGGUUCUGUGAAAGAAGGGAAAGUUGGAAGGAAAGAUGGACAGAUGCUGCCUGGUGAGGAUGAGCCGCUGCAUGCUCUUGUAACUGCAAACACCAUGGAAAAUGUGAAGAAAGCAGUGGAGCAGAUUCGAAGUAUUUUAAAGCAAGGAAUUGAAACACCAGAAGAUCAGAAUGACCUCAGAAAAAUGCAGCUGAGAGAGUUGGCUCGACUAAACGGCACACUUCGUGAAGAUGAUAACAGGAUACUGAGGCCAUGGCAGAGCACUGAGACCAGAAGCAUCACUAAUACAACUUUAUGCACCAAGUGUGGAGGAGCAGGACACAUUGCAUCAGAUUGCAAAUUUGCUCGACCUGGAGAUCCUCAGUCUGCACAGGACAAAGCUAGAAUGGAUAAAGAAUAUCUGUCUCUUAUGGCAGAAUUGGGAGAGGCUCCAGUGCCAUCUGCAAGUAUUUCACCUACAACACCCACAAGUGUGCCACUUCCUACACAGAGUAUUCCAAGACAGACUAAUCUGGGAGGCAGCCAGCAACAGCCUCAGACGCGUCCUCCAUGGAUGAACUCUGGUACGUCUGAUAGUAGGACGUAUCCUACAGUGCAUUCAAGUCCAAGCGGGCCUGCAGCUCCAGGUGGUCCUCUUGGUUAUCCUCCUCCAGUGCCUAGCAUGAGUGGUCCUCCAAUACCACCUGCACCCAGUGGACCUCCACCAUGGAUGCAGCAUCCUCCAGUGUCUCAAGGACCACAUCCACCUGGGCCUCCUAUGGGUAUGAUGCCACCAAUGGGAAUGAUGCCACCUCCACCUCCUCCUCCUGGCAGUCAACCUCCACCCCCUCCAUCAGGCCCGUUACCACCUUGGCAGCAGCAGCAACAGCAGCCACAGCCACCACCCCCUCCUCCUAGCAGCAGUAUGUCCUCCAGCACACCACUGCCAUGGCAACAGCCUGCAUCAACUACUACUACAACUGGAACUGCAUCUAUUCCACCUUGGCAGCAGCAACAAGGAGCCUCUGCAAAUUCCUCACCAGCACCACCACCUCAGAUGCAAGGAACUCCUUCAAUGGUUCCUCCACCACCUGGUGUGCAGCCUCCACUGCCUCCAGGGGCCCCACCACCUCCACCACCACCCCCUGGUUCCACUGGCAUGUUGUUUGCCCCUCCACCUCCACCGCCUCCACCCCCCAUGGACCCUUCUAACUUUGUUACAAUGAUGGGGAUGGGUGUACCAGCGAUGCCACCCUAUGGCAUGCCUCCUGCACCACCACCACCACCACCACAGAGCUAAUCAGCCUGAUUUUAUUUUUUAUUUUUUUUUUACUCUUUACAGUAUGUUAUUUUUGUUUAACAUAAAUUGUAGCUGUGUUGCUUUAAUGUACGGAAUUUCACCAUAUGGAGCCACAAAUGCAAAUGACAUGUAUAUGUUCUACAUCUUGGGAUUUUUUGAAUUCUUUGCAUUAAGACUGAUAAAAAUUGAAUAUAUUUUAAAACUGGCUAAAUUUAUUCUUUAUAAUUCAACCUGGAAUAGCUUGACAUUUUAAAAUGUUUUGCGUACCUUUUCUGAAGACUGCUCAUUAGUGUUAGGGAUGUAAUGAUGUAGAAUGUAGUACCUGGUUUAGUCUGAAAUCCUUAAGUGGCUCCAUAUUAUAUAAAUAAUAUGCUUUUGGAGGCAACAAACAGUGGUGGAUUUUAACUGCCAUCAAUGCACUUGUAACAUUGCAAGACAUAAUGUUUCCCUGAAGUAGGAUGUAUAGUUUGAGUAAUGUUUAGCAGUAGCACUGGCACAGCGUACAUCUUCCUGAAAGGAAUUACCUUGAUGACAAAAUAGGCCCAAAAUAGUUUCACUGGUUUGUUACAGCAGUGUUAAUCUGCUGGUACUGCUAUUUGCAAACUGUUGAUAGACUUUUCUCAUCUUUAGUAUCAGAUUUGUAAACAUUGUAGAAUUGUGAAAAAAUGUACACAAUUUCUUAGUACUUGAGUUUCCAAUAUUCCUAAACAUAUAAGAGAGGAAGAUGCCAUAGUUGCUUUGGAUAUUUCAUUGGUCUGAAAAAGACCUUGUGUGUUACAGUUUGAGUGUUUUAAAUUUUUAAUGAAAGUAAUAUGUGCUUUGAAAAUUUUUGGAUUGUAUGGCUAUUACAUCACCCAUUGCAAUCCCAUUAACUUGGUCUAAACUUUCAGUAAAAUUUGCCAGCCAGAAUUUUCAUGUUGGAAACGGCCAAUCCUACGUAUCGUCAUUGACAUAUUUUUCUGAAGAGAAUAAGCCGAACAGAAGUGGGUGGUGUAGCAUUGUCGUCCAUACGUGAUCUUUGCACUCAUUUCUGCUUUACCAGUAAAACUCAAGUAAGAGAAAAGGUGAUAUUUCAUUCUUGCGGUUUCUUCUGCAUGUCAUUUGAACAUUUUAGUGAGUAGUUAAAUGUAAGAGUUAAAUGUUGCCUCCAGUUUGAAAUGAGGUAAUUUGACCUUGCUUACUUAAAGUACAUCUUUAUUUUUAUACUGAGCUCAGUGUAGGUGUGUUGAUCAUAAACGAAUGCUAGUUUUCAUCCACUUUUAAUUUCUAAUUUUCUGUAUUAUAAUAUAAAUUAAAGGGGAUGUUUCUCUUA